Porites evermanni is the source of this 24279-nucleotide messenger RNA. The record is from the annotation of a GenBank genome assembly. NCBI's taxonomy places the organism in Eukaryota, Metazoa, Cnidaria, Anthozoa, Scleractinia, Poritidae.
AUGAUUGUUCUAACAAUCAAUCAGGAAACUAGCGCCAUUGAAUGGAAAGUAUCCGAGCACACAUUAAUAGAUGGACCGACGGAUGCUUUCGGCGAACUUGAAUUUACAGGAGCUGGACAAACAAGUAGAGCUAAGGUAAGCUUAGACUUAAUUCCAUGUCUAUCACGCUAACACAAGGCAAAUAUAAUUAUGGAGGCUGUUUUUAUUUCUACACACCCUACCGUAGUUGACGUGUGUCGCUCAAAAACAUCUUUGCUGAAGCUCCCUAUUAAAGAGUGGGACCCCGCCCUACUGACAGCCCCCUUGAUACGAACACCCACAUUUAAGAAUUUUUUAUGACUUUCAUGGAUUAAUACAGUCUUUAACCCUUGUACUGAAGCCCUUUAAUAGAGUUUCGGCCUCACUAAAGACGUUUCACUUCCUUAGCUUUUUUGUUGAAGUCAUUGUUCCUAUACUUCUUCCUCUUUGUCUGCUUUAGUAUUUACGUCAAUACAAGAUUUGUCCGUGACGUUUUACUGUUGAACCCGAUAAAUAUGGACGACACCAUGGUAUGUCCCCUUGGCCGUCUGCAUUAACCAGGUUCCCGGGUGACUGUUUUUGAGGACUAUCCGAUAUGCUUUAGUGACUGCAAAUGUAACCCUGUAAAGCUUCAACAAACUUGCUUCAGAUUGAUGAAAUCUUAAGUUCGUUAGUUCUUAUCAUGGUUUUUUUUUUUUCGGUAGUUCAUUCGUAUUUCUGAUGACACAGAUCCUGACGAUGUUCUUCACCUUUUACAAAAGGAAUGGAAGUUAGAAUUACCCAAACUUGUCAUCUCUGUUACUGGUGGAGCAAAAAACUUUGACAUGCAUCCCAAAUUAAAGGAUUUGUUUCGACAGGGAUUGUUGAAGGUGCUUAAUUGUGUAAAGUAAAUCAUCAAUACACAUAAUCAUUGCUGGAAAUGUCAUCAUAAAAUAGUGUUUACAUUCAGACUGCUAUUCAAGUCUGAGAGUAAGGCAAUGUUUACAUUAUGGUGGAUAGCUUUACAUGGCGCCACCAAAAGCUUUCCAGUAUAGUGUAAACAUAGCCUUAAUUAGUAAAAUCCAGCAAGUGGUCUAUUAUCAAUGCUGCGUUCUGAUUGGUUGAGCUACUACUGGGCUAUAUGUUAUAGCCUACUAGUAGCGAAAAGGGCCGGAUUUUUGGCGGCAAAAAAGGAUUAAAGUCUUGCUUUAAGUUGUUUUGUCCCGAUAUUUUUUACCAACUAGUUGGUUUUUAGUAAAACAAUUAUUCCUCUCGCCCCCAUGGCCUCUGAGUCAAUAGUCCAUUCGGCCUUCGGCCUCAUGGGCUAUUGACUCAGAGCCCAUUCGGGCUCAAGAAAUAAUUGUUAAAGAUAUCAGUCCGAAGAGUGCCCGAAGUAAAAAAAGAGAAAAAAUAAGAAGGAGAAAAGGUUUCUUUUCUAAACUACCACAAAAAAGAGAAAAGAGAAAAGAGAGCAUAAUUAAAUUCAGGCUUGACCUUAGCAACAGAGAAUGAUCUAACUCAUUCUCUCUUGACCUUAAGUACUCUUCUCUUCAUAUAUUUCUUUACCAGGCAGUUGAAUUAUGGGAAACUUAACAUUUUUAUCAUAUAACCAGCUCCUAGUUGAUUUGCUAGCUUAAUUGGUUAGAGUGCUGCACCGGUAACGCAUUCCGGGUUCCAAUCCCGGCAAGCCUGAACUUUUUCACCGUUUCUUCUCGCAACUGCAUAAGUUGCGUAUUUUACUCUGAUGAUUUUCUCUGAAUUAAUUUAAUAUACUCGAACCUCUCCUAGCCUUUUCCAGGCUCUCCGUUGGUGGGGAUGAAGCGUAAGUAAAAGGCAAGCGAAAUUGUGAGCGCGUGAUCUGGGAAAAGGCAGCGGUAGCGGAAAAAGAAAUGGAGUGAGAGGAAGGGAGACGACCUUCUUCUCCCAACUUUCCUCCCGUUUUAUUUUUGUGUUUGCGCUUUCUCAAUUUCUUGGACCCAACUACCUCGGAGCCUGGAACAGGCUAAACCUCCCCGAGCAACUAUUCAAAAUAAGAGGAUUUCUUGGUCUCUUAUGAAAAAGGCAGAGAAUUUAUUGCAAACAAUUUACUUUUCAAAGUUGUCACAGAAAGUUCUUCGUGUACCCUGGGUGGCGUAGUACAUACAGUGGACAAAAAAACGCCGCGACAUUCACCAAGUGGUCGCUUACAAGAGGUGAAAAACAAUGGAAAACUAUAAGACCGUCAGGCCAAAAAGUGGUCGAAGUGGCUUAUAGGAGGUGAUCGCUUACGAAAGUUCUAACUAGAGAGCUUUCACGCAGCGGAAACUUCGGUGUUUUGAAUAGAUGGUCGCUUAUGGGAGGUGGGCACUUACGUCGCGCGAGGUGGUCGCACAUGGAGGUUCGACUGUAGCACAAAGAGGUUGUAGAUGAAACUGAAAAACAUCAUUAUUAAAGGGGCUGUGUCACGGCAGUCGAGUUCAUUUUGUUUAAUUUUGCCAAUUACUCGCCCUCAAUCGCUAUGGAAAUUAAAGAAAGUAAAGAAAUUACAGGUAUAUGACAAAAUCAGAGAUCCGAGACAAACAAAUAUGUCUCCUGAACAUUAUUUUUGAAGUUGCAAGCAGCAGGGAUCAACUUUGAAACACUGUUAGGCUGAGCAGUUUUCAAAAACCCUAAUUUCAAUCCGUCUCAAUCUUCUUCAGUUUUGCCCGUCCGUGACAUCUGUUGUUUCUGUUAUGUUAUUUCAACCGUCCUUUAAAGUUUUAAGCAGUUAUUUUUAUGUUUCUCUUAAUUUAACGGGCGUUUUGUAAUUUCCUAAUUUGGCUUAAUUUCGUGACACAACUCCUUUAAAGUCAUGUGAACAUCCCGAGCCUUUUAAAGUGCAUGGAGCCUUGGUGCCUUUGUCCUCAGCCUAAUGAGAUUUUAGCCUUUAAAACGAUGCUAUAAAAAUUGAACAAGUCCAAGAUUAUUUAGGGAAUACUCUGAAAAUCUUUCAUGUGCAAAGCCCGGAUAGAUUAUGACGCUUUUCGAAACUUAUCGACAGCAGCCCAUUAUACACGUGAUUCACUCCAUGACUACCCAAGGUCCCUUUCCUUAGCACCUGAAAGGAUUAGUCUGCCUUUAUCAUCACAAGACACCAUGAAAGGGUACCCCCUGAUGGUCUCUUGUUUAAUGUUAGAAAGAACGAAUUGAAGGUUUUGAAAAAGUUCGUGACUUCGAACACACGUACUCGAAGUAACGAAAAAUAAGCGUAGAAAGGCUGCAUCCAUAAUAACUUCUUAAACUGUUAACCUCUCUUCAAAAUUUUUUGCACAGGCAGCCAAGACCACUGGUGCAUGGAUAAUAACAGGGGGAACAAACACUGGCGUAAUGAAACACGUAGGAAAAGCAGUAAAGGGUCAUACUGUAAUGUCACGAGGGGCAAUGCUCACAGAUAAAACGUCUCAGGUGCACUUGAUCGGAAUCGCUCCAUGGGGCAUUGUGGAGCACAGGUCUGAGUUGAUUAAAAAGGUAAGAAGCAUUUUGAAAGUCACUUAGUAGCGCACACGAGGAAGAUAUUAUUUUCGCCUGUCUCUUGAACGUGGAAUGACAACAAAUCUUUAAAUAGGAAACACACUUUACAAUAGUGAGAUUCUGAGAGGCCCUGUGAAAGGAAAAGAAAAAUAGGUAAAUAAAUAAAUAAUGGUAAUAAAAGGAACAAGUGGGAAAGUAAAAACAUAAAUUGAAGCUAGCUAGUCUAAGCUAAAGUGCAAGCAUGCAUGACCGCGUUGGAAAACUAUUUCAAACUUUAACGCAACCUUUUCUUGGGAACGGUAUGUCUUUAACUUUAUGGGCAAAGCAAACGAGAGUCAGUUGGCAGCUAUGUCAAAGCCAAGGAUUCCAAGAAGCAGCCAAAUGGCAGCAAAAACAAACAAGGAGAGAAACGUUUCCCUACCAGAAUUAAGACGACUGGCAAUGAGAGGUACAAAAAUUGUGGUACCCAACACAAACGAAACGAAUCUCGCUAUUCAACCGAAAAUACGGUCACAAAUGGCAUCACUUUGAAGCGUGUGUAUGGCCAAGAAGAAAGGUGAGGUACCCGCGUUAAACACUUACGAGAAAGCCACGAUAGCUCAGUUUCUCAGACUCUCACUUCGUAUGUAGAGUCCUGUGGUUAUCGAUUGUUUGCAGGCUCAGCUUCUUUUGUGAACACAAUAACCUGGAAACCAUGUUUGUCAUGUUUCAAUGUCAGCUAGUCGACACAGGUGCGACCUGUAUAUAAUGUAUAUAAUGAUGUGAAUGCUACGCGCGCUGUUAUAGGUCGUUGCCUAUGAUCUAUCAGAGUACAGAUACAUAGUCUAAGAUGACAUCACGGGAAACUUGUUUUGUUUGUUUUGUUCAACAUGGGGACGCGGUUUUGAAAAUGUUUGUGAGAUUAUUUAGGAUUAAAGCAAGUGAAAGCCUCGAAAAAAAAUUGAGCAGGAGCUAUUUACAAAGAAGACAAAUGGAGAAACGGGGACAAAAGGCGCUCUUGAGUACUUAAGAAUCCCCAAAACUACAAGAAAUCUUCACAACACCUGCCAUCAUGUGUCAUCGCUACGAGGGACUCGCUGUUUUGCAAAAUGUUUUCGCCAUUGUUCUGCUUUGAGCAAGAAAAGAAGUUGAAAACUGAACUUCUCGAAGAAACUGUAUACAAGUAAGAUAAAGAAAAAAAGAAGAAGAAGGGACGAAAAGUAGCGCUUGGGACUUAAAAAAGGCCUAAACUAGCACAAAUCCUCGAACAGUCAAGCGGUACGAGGCAGGUAUGUGUAUCGGUCUAUUUUCUUUUCUGAUCGUUGUAUAAAACAAAUAGAUUCCAUGUUGCCAUUGGUCUGUUCAGUAAUAGAUCACAGAGGACGUAAAAAUGUGGUAAAAACAUCAGUUACACACUCGCCGCCACUUUGUUUUUACUACAUUUUGACGUCAUCUGUGAUCUAUUACUGAACAGACGCGCAGUCUGAUAUAGAGACUUAUCGAUUAUCAAGCAAGAAGGCAACCCUCUCAUGGAAAAAGGCAAAACCUAGUUUAAGUUAUUUCACGGCUGCCUGAAGCCUGUUGACGAAGUCCUUCUGCAAGUCUCACAUGGUGGAAGUUCGCAUUUUCCCAAGUUUCAAGUCUCUAGCGAAAGAAAUAAGACUUUACUGUCUGCAGAAACCUUUCAAAAGUUCAAACUUCUCAAGUUACCAUCUCAGGCUAAAGUUCUUGUCUUGUAUGACAAAACAACUCUCUUGACAGUUUAAAGUAUACGGCUGAAAGAUUAUUGGCGAUGUCUUCAAAGGUCUUGGACAUAUCGGUUCAGGUUCAGCUUUGUACUUGAUCUCUUAACAGUUCUAGCACGGCAAACCUCUAGACGUAGCCCUAAAGAAUGAAUGAAAGCAAAGCUUACAGAUCUAGAAAGAAACCCAAAAGUAUAGAAUGGAUCAGCAAUGUGGUAGUGGCAACCAAGCCCGGUAAAAUCCGAAUAUGCUUAGACCCUCAAGAACUGAACAAGGUAAUUCAGCGUCCUAAAUACUUAAUUCCUACACUUGAGGAACUGUUACCUAUUGUAAGCUGUCCAAAGACAGAAUUUUCAGAACGCAAAACGAGAAAGAUGGCUUUUACCAAAUCAGUCUCUACGAAGCCAUCAGCAAAUUAACAAAGUUUUGGAUUUCCAUUUUCUCCGCUUGCCCUUUGGAAGCCUUGCUCCAGAAUAAUUUAGAAAGUAAUCUACAAGAGAAAAGUUCAGACACAACAUCAUAGUUAUGGGAUUUGGCGAAAAGGAAGAGCAGGCAGUCCUAAAACCAGAUCCUGAUAACGUGAAAGUUGUAGAGGAAAUGCCCCAGCCAAAGUGCAAGCAGGAAGCCCUAAUUCUCCUUGGUUUCAUCAAUUAACUCUCAUAGUUUCCUAGACUUGCAUAAGUAUAGCACAGCCUCUAAGACUUAAUAACCUUAAACGACAAGUUCACAUGGUCUUAAUGGCAUAAAGCAGCUUUCCAGAAAAUUUAAUUUUGCUUUAAAAGAGGCUUGUAGUCAACCACCCCAUACUCAAGUACUAAUUGCAAUGAAGAUGUCAUCUUCCAGUGUAGUGCCAGUGAAAGAGGAUUAGGCCCAGCUCUUCCAUAGACCUGUCAGCCAGUAGCGUUUGGUUCAAGGAAUUACACAAGAAAAAGAGUGCCUUGCAAUCGAGUUGGCAAUUGCAGAGUUGUUGAUAAACCCAUUGCGUUUUGACGUUCUCGUUGCCGUGGCAGCCGUCACAUCUUAACUCCCAAAUAAAAGUGGAUAGCUUCCUCAAAACAGUCCCACAAUGCAAUUCGGGAGAAAACCAACCAUAAGGGCUCAAGUCCCCACUUCAAAAUGGCCAAUCAGACGCUCUUGCCUCGAAACUAUCCACAUGGUUGACAAGAAUACUGCAUACGACUAUCCGAAGGCGACCACUUUGCAAAUAACCUCAUUCUCUCGCAGUCAAAUACCGUUUAAGGUAAUUCCCUUGUUUGGCACUGGGCACACACUACUGCGUGUAAUAUUGCAACUUCCAACAUGGCGGCGGUUCUUCCCGCUAGCGCAAAAAGAACAAACAGGAACCGCAUUUGCAGAGCUUAAACUUCUAUUCGCAAUAAUAAUGCUGCAGAUCGGCUGACAGCUUCCUGGUCUGCUAUCGAAAAACAAGAAAAUCAAAAAAAUGUGCGUGAUCCCGAAGUCUGCAGUGGCUUUUCACUUCGCGGCCGUCGAGUUGUGGAAUUAAAGUAUAAAUAUCCUGGCUGAGGCUUUGGAUGGGGGCUGUGAAGCCUGUGGAGCAGCUACACGGCUCUCCAAUUGCAUUAACGAGACAGUGUCUGGCCUAGGAUCGCUACUGUACAUAUGUUGUUCAACCUCCGAGAGUGGAGAGACGAAUAUGUUUGUAGAACAAAUAGGACCCACUGGCAGCACCGGAACCAAGCGUUUUUGAUGAAAACUGGCCAAGUUUGCUGCUGAAUUUACAUUUUGCUAUAUAUAGAAACCAAACAAGAGAACUUAUGAAGAAUAGGAAUCAAUUGUCUUUUCUUCAGGAUUAUUGCGUAAAAGAAAAAACAAAACGGACCCUAGCUCACUGGAACACAGAACACCAGCGCUACAAAAUAGUCCAAAAUGAAGAUUCAUAACUCUAAAAUCUCAUCAAAUCUUAAUUUACCUCAUUCCUUGGUAUUUGUACUCUUUCUGUGUUGGCGAUAUCGAACCCAUAAAAAUAAUCGAAAACAAUCUUGAUCUCGAGUGCAUACUUCGAACACGAUGGGCGCUAUUUUGUAUCUCGUCCCAGUCCCCGCCGCGCGAAUUCUCUAUCCUGACUGCGAUCUCAAAACCAAGUCCACCUUUUACGGCAGUUUGUGAGGAAACAAGCACCUUGACCUCCGACUUUCUUUUCAGUUAUUUGCUAAGAACACAGUCUAAUAAAGAACAUGUUUGAAAAAGAAAAAAAGUUUGAUUGUAGAACAUGACUUUUUUGGGGAAAAUAGUUCCGUACUUGGUGUAUUUGGGCCAAGGCGAGGACUUCAAGCUAACCACGGAACUUUCCAGAAAAAGUGCAAUAUCUCCACAACCAGGCAAUAAAAACGGCUUAAAUGAAGCAAUCCCGCUUAUUUGAAAAAAACAAGCUUUACUUUUAAGAUAAAAUUUCGUGCGUUUCAGGUAACAAAGACUUAAUUCUGUAUGAAGGAGAUUUGAAUUUUUAACGCGCAACUGAUAAAAAUACCCCAGUUUAAGAGCCUGCUGACACGUAAACAAGCACGGUGACUCCAUAUUUUUAUUGCAUUUUUUUACUCUUCAUAUGUCAUGAACGUUGAUUAUGCCAAGUUUCAAAAAAUGUUGAUAGUAGAACAAUUUCAAGGGGUAAUUCCCUUGAAAUUGCUCUACUAUUGUUCUAACUUUCUACUCUCCAAAUUUCAUAAGCAAACGGUUUCCCUGUUUUCUGGAGGGAAUCCUGUUUUUCACUUAGAUACAUAAAACUGUAAUUGUAAUUAUAGUACAAAUUAGUGUGACAUUGUUUAUCAAAAUUAGUGAACACCUACAAGAACAAAACUCGCAGAUUCAAGCCAAUAAUAAAUAAGCAACUAGUAUGUUAUGCCCGAUUUAUAUGUUUCCAAUUCUCUUAAGAGAGCUUGAUACAUUUCCUUCAACAGUCCGGAAUAUCCCUAAAUUUAAGGACAGGGCCAACUGGUCACGCGACACUUUUCAACUAAUGAGAAGGCGUACUUGUGUUUAUCAACAAAGAAAUCAAAACAUCGCCCCAGUGAUCAAAAAUUUUCAAAACAGCGGACGGAGUCGGACAUAAUCAGUCAUCGUUUCGAGGCUCUCAGGCAUAUUUUAAAAUUUUUAAGACUUUUCAUGAGACAUACACAAUUUGUUUAAGUGGACAGCGUAUCGGAAGCCAUAUUGGAAGUGUCUUGUGAAAUAUUCAGCACAUUUUGUGGCUUAUUUCUUUUAAACAACGCGAUGUAUGGGCGAGAUUUUGGUCGGUUUUCAAGGUAGCUGAACAAGUAUCUAUUACUUUUUCGAUUGACAGAUUUUUUACGAAGUUCUAGAUAUUUUUCCUCGAUUGUCAUAUCGAUUAACUUUUAUCAUGUUGAAUGUGGAGAUGGUAGACAAACUAAAAUUUUGGUAGACAAUUUUUGAAUUCCGAGGUCCAAAACACAUACGUUUUCAGCUGUUUUCCACUCCCGGGUUCCUCACAGAGCCGUGUAAUUACUUUUUUUCGCAUUAGUAAGAGCCUUUGCCUUUUUUAUUUUCAAGGCCAAAACGACUUUAUUAUGUCUUAUGGAGAAUCACGUCCAACAUCUCGCCUCACUUUGCCGAAUUUGCGGGGAUGAAAUUGAAGAUCAUAAGCGCAACGUACAUACUAACCGCUUUGUUUCUGAAAUUCACCAAAACCUGGAAAGAUUUAAUGUUGUUGGAUUCUCCAAAUGUUCAUCCACCCACCGUUAAAAAACAAUCAAAGAAAGAAGGCAAAUUUCAAGUGUAAAUGAUGUAUUCUGCUACUCAUUGAACAUGCACUGAUUAUCUGGGAUAAAAUUAAAACAUUGCAGGUACUACAGCAAGCAAAGAAAGCACUAGAUGCGUGAAGUAAACACGAAACAACACAAAAAAACAAACAAGAAAAAUUAAUAAAUUUGAACCACUGUUUACUCUUGUUAUGAUGACUGGUUCUUUGAUUCUUGUCCUGUAGAAGUUAAUAGGUAGUACCAAUCCUGUUUUGUACGAUCUCAACAAAUUUUCACACUCUCUCUAAUGCAAUUUUUACACGGGACCAGAUUGCUUCUAUCAAAAAUCUUGCAAGCCAUGCCAGUGAAGCCACGACCUCUGCGAUCGGUCGGGAUUUUGAGUUCGAACACCCCAAUGAUUCGUUGCAAUGAUUAAUGCUCUUAUUCUCUUACAUGAAAUGUUUUCUUUGAAAUAUUAAAUGUUAAACCUAGACGAGUACCGUAAUCUCAUCUUUAAUUCUGUCAGACUCCGUCCGCUGUUUUGAAAAUUUUUGAUCACUGAGGCGAUGUUUUGAUUUGUUUGUUGAUAAACACAAGCGCGCCUUCUCCUUGGUUGAAAAGUGUCGCGUGACCAGUUGGCCCUCUCCUUAAAUUUAGGGAUAUUCCGGACUGUUCAACUCAAGUAGUUAAUAACCAGUGGCUGCUCAGUUUAUAAAGCAGUAGAUAAUAAACUCUUAAUGACUGGUCCGAGAGAAACAGUUAAUUUUCUUUCCCCAGUAUCCGCCUCGGGAAACAUUGAGAUUCGAGGGAAACAAAAUUAACUGUUUCCCGAGGGGCAAGUCUUUAAGUGAUUUGUCAUACAGCAGGUAAUUUUGAAGCACAGGAAAUCAUCGCUGUAACAGCGGUCGACAAUCGCAGGUAACAGUGCACUGUUAGCCACUGACUUAAUAGAUUUUGGCGAGUAACAGUUUCAUUGUUAGAUGUCAUGUGACCUCGAAGUAGCCAAUGAGAGCGUGCGCUGUUGGGAAAAAAAUUUCCAGCUAUAUAACAAAUAUAAUUAGUGGAUUCAUAUCGCUUGUGGCGCGUUUUCUUGCUUUUUCUGGCAAGUGACCAUCUCCCGUCAGGGAACACUUUCUCCAGAAGCAAAAGUGGUGGGUCAACAGAGAGCUGACAGUACACUCAUUAUCUUUUUAUACACAGGAUUUUGUUACAUAUCACAUGACGCAAAGUUUAGAGAUCCAGGGAUCGUGUAUCGACAACAAUCAUUCACACUUCUUGCUUGUGGACGAUGGCACUGAAGGAGAAUACGGAGGAGAGAUCGAAUUCCGUGCAAGGUUUCAAAACUACUUGGCAAAUAAAGAGAUUUCCAAAAGUAAUUAUCUAAAUGGUUCAGUUUUUUUCUAAUAGUCUUUAACGUAAUCGAAGUGGAACGUCACCCCGAAACAGUCGUUUGGAUAGGUUUUAUAUAAUGCCUGGUGGUCGUUUUCCUUUAGUUCAAUAUAUUGCUCUCUCACAAGCCCAUGAAAGCAAUUGGGAGCUUCUACCGCGUACAUGAAUUUGAGAUUCAUUUUGGGGUUAUUGUUUUUAACUUUCGCCCCCUCAAUGAGAACGAGACUCAAUCCCUCUUUCAAACGUCUGUCAAGAAUUCGUGUAUGCUGCAAAGGCCCACGUUACUUGUUGCCAGCUGCCGAGAUGGUUUCCUUCCUCUCAUAUUACAGGGAUUGUGAAUACAUUGUUGUAAACGUCUACGUUGCUGAUGGAUAACUAAUAAGAUGGAGCUGCAUUUGGAAGAGCUGCCCCAAUGAUACGCGAAUUUUGCAGAAGGAAGGGGGAAAGGCCUGAAGUUAGCGACUACUACUACUACCAUUACCACUUUUUUUUUUAUUUUCCCUUUUUUAGAAGAAUAAAUACAUCCUUUUUCUUUUUAAAACUGCAGGAUACAACUAUUUACAUGAAAAUUCUCAGAACGACAGGCCAAAUGGUAUUCCUGUGGUAUUGCUUGUCCUUGAGGGAGGUCUGAACACUAUUCGCACGGUGUUAGAGUCAGUUACAAGCACUCCUGCCGUGCCUGUCGUCAUUGCGGAUGGUAGCGGCAGAGCUGCUGAUGUUUUAGCUUAUGCUUACUCACUGUUUAUUGAAUAUGAAGGGUUGGUAUUCGUUCUCAUAAUGUUUUUUUUUUAUGUCUAGAAGGUAUGGCAGUUGCGUUAACCGGUCAUUGUUGGACUUUACAUUUACUCAAACCAAAUUUUUGUGUUAUCAAAAUUUUUCUUAAGCUNUGCUGAUGGAUAACUAAUAAGAUGGAGCUGCAUUUGGAAGAGCUGCCCCAAUGAUACGCGAAUUUUGCAGAAGGAAGGGGGAAAGGCCUGAAGUUAGCGACUACUACUACUACCAUUACCACUUUUUUUUUUAUUUUCCCUUUUUUAGAAGAAUAAAUACAUCCUUUUUCUUUUUAAAACUGCAGGAUACAACUAUUUACAUGAAAAUUCUCAGAACGACAGGCCAAAUGGUAUUCCUGUGGUAUUGCUUGUCCUUGAGGGAGGUCUGAACACUAUUCGCACGGUGUUAGAGUCAGUUACAAGCACUCCUGCCGUGCCUGUCGUCAUUGCGGAUGGUAGCGGCAGAGCUGCUGAUGUUUUAGCUUAUGCUUACUCACUGUUUAUUGAAUAUGAAGGGUUGGUAUUCGUUCUCAUAAUGUUUUUUUUUUAUGUCUAGAAGGUAUGGCAGUUGCGUUAACCGGUCAUUGUUGGACUUUACAUUUACUCAAACCAAAUUUUUGUGUUAUCAAAAUUUUUCUUAAGCUGGGAUAUACCUUGAAAUCAUGCCACUAAAGAUUUGGUGGCAAUCAUGUUUUCAGAAUCUUAACACUAUGAGUUUCUUUGAAGGAGGAAUCAUCUAAAAGCUCUUGCAAAAAGGCAAAACACAUUUUAACACUUUACAUGGUUUUGCUAUGUUGACAGGUUUGAUAUGAAGCACUUUCGUCAGGUUGCAGAGCACGAAAUACUUGAAAUGAGAAUUAAAAAAGCCUUCCCUGGUCUCUCUGAAACGGAAUGGUUUAAGUGUUACUCCGACGUACUUAAAUGUGUGAAGAAAAGUCAGUAUGUAAGUUGAGAAAACGAGCAAUUCAAUUUUUUUUUUUGCCUUUUUUGUACAUCUCAUACAAAUGUAAUGAUUUGUGCUCGGUAUUUCAGCCCAGAUUUGUGUUACGGUUAUUAAGCUUUUUCAGAGAAAGUUGACGUUUGAGAGAAAAGUAUAAAAAGAAGAAGUCCCACUUGUUUAAUAAGCUGUUCAACGUCCUUCCUACAGAUCACAAUAUGCCAUAUGGACGACGAUGGUAUCGACAUCGACAGGUCGAUUUUAAAAGCUAUUUUGAAAGGUUUGAAAGCACUUUUUUAAGCAGUUAUUUACAGUGUAUGGCAGUGGGCAGGCUAUUCCAUUUUCAGAUAUACGGUAAUACCAAUGGCAUUAAAUGCUGUUGUCUAUAAUCAUCUUAGAUGCAACGUAUUCUGAUGAAGUGUAGACUGAUGUGUUGUUAUUUAAAUACAUAACAAAGGAGAACAAGUUAUAAAAUCCGCAGCGCCGCUUAUCGCCACGUUUGCAUUUGCAGCGCAAAUUGCUUUGCCUUCAUACCAGCUUGAUUUGGCCUUGACGUGGAACCGAGCUGAUAUUGCUAGAACUGAGAUCUUUACUAAAGACCGAAAGUGGAAGGUAUGGGUGUAAUCGAGCAAGUUGACAGUUGUUGCAUUACAUUUUUGUACUUGACCAGGUGAGCGCUCAGUAAUUAUACUUGAUAGGGAACCGAAAAGCACAGUGGGAGGCUAAGAUACAAAUGUACGCUCGGUAAUUAAAGUUUAUUUUGUAGUUGACAAGGAUCGAAGGAAUUAAGCGUUAGACUUGUCUCCUUGAAAAUCAAAACAAGAAAUGCAAGUUAAUCUUACAGCUAAAAUAGAGUACUAUUGCCCAAAAUUUCGGUCAGUCAGAACUGAAUUUUAAUCAGAGCUGCGAAAUGCUGAUGAAGGUUAGUCUUGUCACGAGUCCAAUCUGAGUAUCGAGAAGUAAAAUUAAUCCCUCUUUAGCUGAUCCCCAGGAAGAGACGGAACAUUUCUCUUGGUGGUGAUAGUAACUUUCAAGCAGAGCAAAUAAAGAAAAGUUACAAACACCUGUACAAAUGUAAGAAAAUAGCGGAAAACUAUUAAUAGACUUCAGUAACCGUCUUUCAGGGUAAGCUCUACAGUCCAAAUUAAGCCAACGAAUGGUGGCCGCUAGCGCUCUUCCUAAAGAUAAGAACCACGCCGCUUUCAGAGCAACAGUGCAAUCUACAGUUUUCCUUGUCAAGGGGCACAGAGUGCAGGUUUGCGGUAAACCUGUAGUGAAGCGGAGAGCAAUUCAAAGCACUUGGCAUUUAUGCACCUACGUUGUAAAACAAAUUAGGUCACUUUCGGUCUGUAAAUAAAUAGGCAAGGGAUUUAAGAGUGGUUGUCAGAGAAAACCGGGCAAAAUGUUAAAAAUGUCAACGGAAGGGGGUCAACAGAAUAAGUUCAUACUAACAUCAAAUAUACCAAACAUAGGUUCUUCACUGCUCUUGUAUUAGAGAUACGAGCAUCACUUUAUUCGACCCCCUCGGACGCCAUUCUUAAGCAUCCACGGACAAGACUAAAAUUUUCUUAUUUUAUCUGACCUAAACUCAGUGUCUGCAAACGAGCAAAAAAUCGGGCAUUUUUGAAUUGAUCUAUAGCACACAACUAAAACGACAGAACAACUCUGACAGCCAAAUUGCAGUCUACUAUCAUCCAUGUAACCAAAACAAUAAUAAUCGUUUUGGGCCAUUGAAACAGGAAGAAAUUAGAAAACUCACAUUUGUUAUAGUUUCCAAGCUUUUUCUUGCAAACAGGCCGAUCCCUUCGUAUUUGUUUUAAGUUCUCUUCGUGAAUUUUCCUUCACAUGUCGCUGUAAAGUAUGUUCCGCAGCUGAAGGACAUAUCAAAAAGCUCGAGAUACUGCCUAGGUAACAUUUUGAAAGGGCAAAAAGUGCUGAACGAUAGGAUAAAACCAGAAAAUAACAAAGCGACGCCAUCUUGGAAAUUCAGCACUCAGGAGGGACUGGCACUAGCAGCUGCCUUGUCCACAAGUGAAUUACCAAACAAAUAAAAAACGAACACAAACAAACCGGCUUAUCAGCGACCUAUUACAGUCCUAUUUCUUCUUCAAUUACUACUUUUAGUUAAAUUGUUGUCGUUUUUUUUUUUCGGCGAAGUGAUGAAGUGUGGUGAACAGGUGACCAAUUGACAUUACUUUAUUCAGUCUUCAUCUGCUCUUCAUUCACUUCAUUUUGAGUUAUCCCAUAUAAACUUAGCGUUUCUUUGGACUCUUUAUUGUAUAAUUUAUUUUUGCGUCAGUCUUCAAUCACCGUGCAUGUCCGAAGGUCCACUCAUCUCCUGUUCAUGAUUUCAUGAUGCACAGUUUCAUAGUCCAGAAGGCUUCGCCCGAAGGGUACCUCUUUCAAGCAUCAGGUGUAUCAAAGGGUAGCUAGGAAAUCACAAGUUGAAGUAUGUNAAAAAACGAACACAAACAAACCGGCUUAUCAGCGACCUAUUACAGUCCUAUUUCUUCUUCAAUUACUACUUUUAGUUAAAUUGUUGUCGUUUUUUUUUUUCGGCGAAGUGAUGAAGUGUGGUGAACAGGUGACCAAUUGACAUUACUUUAUUCAGUCUUCAUCUGCUCUUCAUUCACUUCAUUUUGAGUUAUCCCAUAUAAACUUAGCGUUUCUUUGGACUCUUUAUUGUAUAAUUUAUUUUUGCGUCAGUCUUCAAUCACCGUGCAUGUCCGAAGGUCCACUCAUCUCCUGUUCAUGAUUUCAUGAUGCACAGUUUCAUAGUCCAGAAGGCUUCGCCCGAAGGGUACCUCUUUCAAGCAUCAGGUGUAUCAAAGGGUAGCUAGGAAAUCACAAGUUGAAGUAUGUGAAAGGAGAGGAAAAUCUUUCAUUAAGUAUUUUAAAGAGCCUAUUAUUAAAAUGCUUCGAAGAAACACGCCUUACGGCAAUAUCAUUUACAUGUUAAGGUUACUCGAAAUUGACCGUAAGACCUCCUUUCUUACCGAUUUAUUCUCACGAAGCAGAUAUAAAGGGUACAACUUUUUAAUGGAAGAUACACGGAAGGGGUACCUUUUGUCAAAAAUAGUAUAUUUAAGGGUAAGGGACUGGACCUCGGGGCGAAGCCUCUCCCAACAAGGCUUUAUUAGGUAGCCUCCCACCCCUCCCCCCUCCCCCUUCUCCCUUUCUCCCUAGAGCUUUCCACAAGUUGCUCGCCAACCUUUUUGGCAACCUGUAGUAUUUCGAGCAGCUUUUUGCAUGAUUUCUGAGCAAUUUCUCUUACUAGUUUUCUUCCAAUUCUGAGAUAUCUGACCAGCUUUUAGUGCUUAAAUUGGCCUUGCUUCCAUAUUGCACAGUGUUUUAGUAGACAAUUUAUGAAUUUCCUAUGACAAAGGAGCCAGAUCCUCAACCCUUGGGGGCAGAUGAUGGGCGCAAGAUGCAGCCGGGCUGCUAGGUCAGAGGUUUUUUUGAACAAAAUUCAAAAUGGCGGACGUCGAUUCACACUUGACUGACACGAGUGUCUGAGGUGAAGAAGGUCAUUCAACAAUUUUAAUGGCUUUAUUCUAGAAUUUUUACAAGAUUAAUAUUAAUAUUGAUGAGUAGUCUUUACUCAUACAUUAGUUUUUAAUUGUGGUUUAAGGGCUCCUGAUGGCUGACAGAGUUAUCUAGCAACGCUAAUUACGCUGCAAAAUUGCACAAAAUUACUUUUUUAUACUCUACCAGGAGCCACAGAUAUAUAAAUGGGAGUAGUAUACCGUAACUGGAUACCUUUUCCAGGGAUGGGGCUGACCUCAUCGAAAUAUAUAUCAUAGCCAUUAAAUGUACUAUUUUUAGCACAUUUUGUGCCAUCUUGUGUGACUCGCUCGCGCAUUUUUUGCAACAGCGCCGUGGAAAGGAUUAACAGACGAAAUGCCGUUGGAAAUUACCUCCGUAGCAGAUGAAUAAAUUCCGUUUCUGUCAUCAUUGCCUCCUCUGAAUUUAAGGCAAGACCUUGACAAUUACUCUAAAUGUGAGGACUGUGAACAUGAUUCUGCUUGUGUUAAACACCGUAGUGAGAGUGUUCUUUACAAAUCCAGUGACGAAGAGAUGUAGGAGAUGUCAAAACUCGAGUUAACACUUAGACCCCUUUUAAAAAUUUUUGAACUGCCAAAAACUUGCAUGGAUCCGCCUUUUCUUUACAUGCGACCCGCGGAACCGUAAAGUUUUUGAGCUGCAAACAGUAUUGCGAUCUAUGGAGAAUUUGCACGUUCCCUCUAAACGGGUUGCACAGGUAAAAACUUCGUCCGGACCCAUGGCGUUUAGCUUGUGUGGACCGUGCAAAGAGCAUACUGAAAAAGAAGUGAGCAGGAAAAACAAUGAGGGGUUGGGGUACGGAGUGAGAGCCGUAGGAAAUCCUGUAAUGGUACUUUUUAACAAAAGCUCCUUCUGGAUCCUUCCGGUAAACCAGAUUCUGGUAAACCCUUUGAAUGGUUUAUAUUGACAGCUUUUGUUAACAGUCUAUUACCUUAUGGAAAUGCGAAGUGAUAGCGAUGAGAUCAUCAGUUAGAAGGCUUACUUUCAUACCCGGGAGGGACUCCGCAUACGGUUCCCUCGGAGAAGUUUUGCCUUUCAAGGGGCUUUAGUUUACAAUACUUUACCUUGGCAUUUUAGAAAUUUAAAUUCUAAGUUUCUUUUCAGGAGUAAUUUAAAAGAGUUUUUCAAAAGUAUUCCAUAAUUCAAAACUCUUUUCACUCUCAUAAGCCAAUAAUUUUUACAGAUUUUGAUUUUUGAAUCUUAGAUUUCGUAGUGUUAUUUUAUUUUCCUCUUUCGAUUUUCUUUUUCAGUUUUUAGCAAUUUAUGAGAUAAUUACAGGACCCUUUUGAUAACAGUUCUGUUCUUUUUAUUAGAACUGAUAGGUUAUUCUGUAUAAAUACUCGCGUUAUUAUUACAGUCUCAGGUGUGUAUCGUUGGAUUCAGUAAAUUGAUGCUCGUCGGAAAUUUUGAAUUAAACCCCUAAAGGAGACCGAUCUGGGCGUGGCCCAAGCUUUUUUUGAUCCCUAAAAGAGACCAUGUUGAAACACAGACAAAUGAGAAAACUUGGAUGAUAUGAAUGGAGUAAAUAAAACGAAUUAAAAAUAUACAUAUCAAAUAUAUAUUUUUAUCUUUUUUUGCGUGCUACCCUAAACGAGACCUUCACGGCUAAAUAUGAUGGCGUUUUGCCCAGAACACCCUAAAUGAGACCAAAAACCGAAAUUUACACCCCUAAGCGAGACGACGAGCACCCCCACCACUUUCAUAUGCGGACCCCUCCCCCCCCUCCGGGCUUUCAACAAUUACUUCGUCGGCUGUCUUGGCCGCUUUGCGGCCUAAAAUGCCCGCUCCGCACGCUGAUUUAACUGUUUAUUUUAGGUGAUAAAAAUUAUUGCAAAUUUUACAGCAAGCAAUAUUCACUGCCCGUAGUUAGCCCGAACGCUUAGAAGCUCGCGAGGUUGAUAUAUAGCAAGUCUAGCUAGCCUCCAUAAGAGCGAAGAUAAGUGAUUCAUAAAGAGACAAAAUAGAUCUUCAACAUCUACAUUCACGGGACACCUCGAAAUGAGGAGGGAAUGAAACAAUGCCAGUUAAUCACCAAUAGGCCACUUGCACUAAGAGGUCACGUGACCAAUGCUUCCUUUAAACAAUGAGUUGGAAUCUUGCUGAUGCCAAAAAUUGUUAGAGCACACAAAAAUUAUCUCAAACCCGAAAUUUGAGAGGAAACGCAUUUAAGGGAGAUAUUUUAUGGCACUUUGAUUUUUUAGCAAAGUAGUAUGAUUUGUAUUGGCCGCCAUGUUGGAGGGCAUGCUUUUGCCCUCCAACAUGGCGGCCAAAACUACUUCUUGCUUAUAUCUUGUUCAACGUUUCAUAGUUACGCUCAGAUGUGCUGUAAACGUUAUCACAUCAUCUUUUCAACAUUUUCCUUGAAGAUUAAGUGCAAAAUUGGUGUUCAGAGAGAGGCAAUUCAUAAUUUUAAAAAUCACACUUUGGUCACGUGACCAUUUACGAACUUAUUCAUUUUAAGUAAAUGGUGCGGGUUUGAAAAACCAAAUGACUAUUAUUUUGUUUAAGAUAUGACCCACUAAUGGUUUUUCGAAGGAAAAAUCAUAUAACUUUCAUUUUCAUAAAAACGAUGUCACAUGACCUCUUAGUGCAAAUGGCUUAUUAACCUGCGAUCAGGCGUUCUUCUUGUUUUUUUCCUUUGAAAAAAAAAAAGCUAAAUUCAACUAAAAGAAGUAAUAAGAAGAAAUAAGACUGGAGUAGGUCGCUGAUAAGCUGGUUUGUUUGUUUUUUGUUUUUUAUGUUACUGGUAAUUACAGGAGCCCAUAGGCUCCUGGUAAUAGUUCGUAAUAGCCAACGUUCGAUAAAGAAACUUCUUACAUGAAUCCGAGGCUUUCUGGUUACAUUUCUGUAUUAGGUUUGGUUUUCUAUGUGCUCAAGUCUCUUUUGGGAAUUACGAGACAAUUGAGUUGUGAAAAAUUUGCAGUUUUUGUCCUUAGAAGAUAUCGAACGUGGCUACUAGUGCCAGUCCCUCCCGAGUGCUGAAUUUUCAAGAUGGCGUCGCUUUGUUAUUUUCUAGUUUCAUCCUAUCGUUCAGCACUUUUUGCCCUUUCAAAAUGUUACCUAGGCAGUAUUUCGAGUUUUUUGAUAUGUCCUCCAGCUGCUGAACAUACUUUGCAGCGAAAUAUGAAGGAAAAUUCACGAAGAGGACUUAAAACAAACACGAAGGGAUCGGCCUGUUUGCAAGAAAAAGCUUGGAAACUAUAACAAAUGUGAGUUUUCUAAUUUCUUCCUGUUUCAAUGGCCCAAAAUGAUUAUUAGUGUUUUGGUUACAUGCAUGAUAGUAGACUGCAAUUUGGCUGUCAGAGUUGUUCUGUCGUUUUAGUUGUGUGCUGUAGAUCAAUUCAAAAAUGCCCGAUUUUUUGCUCGUUUGCAGACACUGAGUUUAGGUCAGAUAAAAUAAGAAAAUUUUAGUCUUGUCCGUGGAUGCUUAACAAAUCUUAUGGCUUUAGAAAGUAGUUCUGUAAUGUGUUGUAUCGCAUACAAAAAAUAAACUUCGCUCGUUAAAUUUGGAGAGUCCUGUGAGUUUCAGAAAAUGGUUAAAAUUUGCUUAUAAAAAUGGCGUCCGAGGGGGUCGAAUAAAGUGAUGCUCGUAUCUCUAAUACAAGAGCAGUGGACUACCUAUGUUUGGUAUAUUUGUCCAUUACUCCACCAGACCUAUCUAUGAUGUUAGUAUGAACUUAUUCUGUUGACCCCCUUCCGUUGACAUUUUUAACAUUUUGCCCGGUUUUCUCUGACAACCACUCUUAAAAUGACCUAGAACAUAUAGAUUGGCAAUAUACGUUCUUCGGCGUAAGAUUUAGUUAAGGUCUUGUUUUGGCAAUGUCAAACAUAAAGAUGGGCUCUUACCACUCGUUUUAUCAGUGAACUGAUAUCCAUACCAUUUUUUAAUUUAUAAAGAGAAUUCUUCUUUAACUUUGUUUUCGUUGAAAGGUGUCAGAAGUCCCUCCAGAAUUUGAGCUAGAUUAGUUACAUCUGGAAAUCACAAUGGCAGCGUUUCGGUCAUGUGGAACCUUAUAUAAACAAAUAUCAUUUUUCAUCAAACCGUUCAAUCAAAGAAACGAGGGUUCUAGAGCCAAUCUUUUAUUUUUGAAAGAAUUUUGCAACUAAAUCAUCAGCAUCUUUUUUUUUGGUUUUGAAUAAUCAUAAGGCAAAAGAUGUUUUUCAUUGUUAUUAUUUGAGGUUUGAACCGCAACCUGCGACCUCGGCUCGGCAGGCCGUCCCUUAGCGUAUCCAGUUACGACAGUUAAGUUAACAGGGCGGCUGGGAAAACUUAGCGCAGUGAUAUAUUUCCUCCUAUGUUGAUAGCCCAACCGAAAAAAAAACAUAUAUACAAAAUUGUUGCUGCUUCAAGAGCAAAAUUUCGCAAAUGCAAAGUACUCUCCAUGACGUCUCCAAUAGUGGGCUGUUAUUUAUCUGGCACUCGACAAGUUUGUUUUGACAAAUACUUGCUUCGAUAGCCGGACAAAUUGUUAAAUGCUAAAGAUCCUUCUUCAGACUAAUUCACUAAAAUGGAAGCUCAGUCUUUCAGCGUGUGGACAAGUGUUUUCCAGUUUUGAUGGAACAUAGUUAAAUCAUAUCUAUCUCUAACUUAGAUUAAGGUUGCAUUCUAGUUUAUCUUAAUCAUUUGUUUUGUGCUGGCUUAUCUAACAGAUGAAGACCUUGGAAGAUAAGAUGGAGGACGCUUUAAUCAACAAUCGUGUGGAAUUUGUAGAUCUUCUUUUAGAAAAAGGUGUCAGUAUGAGGAAGUUCCUGACUACAGAUCGGUUAAAUAACCUUUUCAAGGCANAACCGAAAAAAAAACAUAUAUACAAAAUUGUUGCUGCUUCAAGAGCAAAAUUUCGCAAAUGCAAAGUACUCUCCAUGACGUCUCCAAUAGUGGGCUGUUAUUUAUCUGGCACUCGACAAGUUUGUUUUGACAAAUACUUGCUUCGAUAGCCGGACAAAUUGUUAAAUGCUAAAGAUCCUUCUUCAGACUAAUUCACUAAAAUGGAAGCUCAGUCUUUCAGCGUGUGGACAAGUGUUUUCCAGUUUUGAUGGAACAUAGUUAAAUCAUAUCUAUCUCUAACUUAGAUUAAGGUUGCAUUCUAGUUUAUCUUAAUCAUUUGUUUUGUGCUGGCUUAUCUAACAGAUGAAGACCUUGGAAGAUAAGAUGGAGGACGCUUUAAUCAACAAUCGUGUGGAAUUUGUAGAUCUUCUUUUAGAAAAAGGUGUCAGUAUGAGGAAGUUCCUGACUACAGAUCGGUUAAAUAACCUUUUCAAGGCAGUGACCGUAAGUACAACACAUGACGACGUAAGACCAACUUAGAUAUUCGUACAUCAUACAAGACUAGACUGUAUAGCAAUCGGUUUAUCUCUCUUCAUUAAUUCCAAAUCAUUGCUGUUCAGGUACGAAGCGCGAGACCAUAGCGCCCAAGUGGAAUAUAACUUUCCCGUUUUCACGUUACUAUUGGCUAGUGCUUAUGUCAGUCGUACAGGGAUGGGUUGGUGGUUGCCACAAAAGGAAGUGCAGUCGAGAAAACUUGGGGAAAGAAGCGUUUGAAUCUGCUUUCGGAAACGCUCUAACACAACACUUCAAUACAGCCGUACUAUUAAUUGGUCAUGAAGGAGAGUACUCAGGCCGUUCUCGUCAAAUGCUAAACCCUUCAAGUGUCUGUGCAGCCGUCUCGUGACAUAUUGAAACUGAUAUUAUACACCUUCACCAAUGACUUAAUUAGAAAAAAUGCUCCUAAGGGCCUUGGACCUCAUAAACCUAGUAGUCUCAACUGGUAGUCUAAACGGAAGUCCAAGUAAUGAAGUAGAUGGUACUUUUUCCUUAGAGGCGUGAUCAACGGCCACUUGCCAGGAAGCAGAGGCUAGAUCUAUUGUAGAAAAUCAUAUCGAGUUGCUAAAAAUCUCAUUAGCUUGAGAAAGGGUAAAGGAUCCUUCACUGUUGCUGCCAUUGGGUUAACGGAAAUAAACACAUUUUUGACUAAUGACCACCGAGGAAGACCAAGAGCCUUUGUAUUUUUUCACCCUCCCCUGCUGGAGCUGUUAUACUAACGUCCCUUUCAAUUUCAUCCUGCUUGUAUGUAGAGCUGCGACAGAGCCGCUGUCCGGUCGAGGAGCCAUUACUCGUCUUAACUUAGUAGGGACCUUACAAAACUACGACGGCGACGGCGACGGCGACGGCAAGGUCAAAAAGCAAUAGGUUUAGUUAGCAAACCAUCAACUCUGCAUGUGCAUCACGCUUUUUUGUACAUUUCUUUGCCGUCCCUGCACGACUACGACGCGAAAUGACCAAAAUUAAUUUUAAGUUGUUUUGAGGACGGGACAGGCAAGGCGAUAAAUUCUACCAUCCCCGUCUGAACUCGGGGGCAACCCCUUCUCUUCAGCUCCAACAUAAAUUCCCUUUUUUUAAGUAACUUGGCGACUUGGAAUAAUCUUGAAAUGGUUUUAAAGGAUGCGGAGUCUAUUUUUCAGCGAGGUUUUCAUGGACGUCACCGUUGUCUGAUCGUAAGGUCUCUUAAUUAAUUGUUUCACCGCUGUACCGUGGUCCUUAUCUUAAGCUCUAGCUUAGCUAUUAGCUCUAGCUUUGUCAGGAGGACUAUCACUAUCCGCCUCACAAAGCUCAACAGAAACAACACUAAAAUGGGCUCAAACAAAUCAACCACAGAGUCGGUGGCUGAGUUGCAAGUUUAAAACAUGUAGGGGACUACUCUAAAGAAUCCACUUAAACAACCACUAGCGUCCUUCCGACUAAAAUACCUUCCUUUCCAAAUGUUAAUUGAGUCAGGUUUAGAGAACAUAAGCUAAUCAAAUACGGAAGAAAUUACUAAAUUUUAUUUAAAUGCAGUAGUGGAGUAAUUGAGCUCUUCUAAUAAUUCAUCUCUAAUAAUUCCAAAUAGUUUGGCGUUUCGUUCCGACGCAGCAACACAGCCUCAGUAAAAAUUAAACCCUCUAUUAUUUUAAACAUUGAAUUCUCUGAACAUUCCAAUCGUAUUUCUGUGUUUCCGCUCUAGAAGCAGGGAUUACCAUGUAGGGUCGUUCUUGAAGAACGACUUGGAAAAGGGAAGGUAACAGACUUAGUGUUUCAACAUACACCCUAACAUAUAUUUCAGAUUAACUCUGGCAUUAAUUAAUAUAAUAAACUGUCACUUGUAUAAGAGAAUGCUAUUCGUUGCAGAUUGACGACGAAGGCUUCAACGUUUUACACGUAAUAGAAGCCUUAUGGCCACAUUCAUGGGGUACUUACCAGGGAGACGACAGAAUGACUCGUGUGGUAGGAACUCAACUCCUGCAAUGAUUCGUUCAAUAGACAAUAAAAUUCAAUUCUCUAAAUCUUAGUGCGAAUAAAGUAUACGUAAGUUCCGUAAUUACAAAGAGGGAACAACGAAUUCCAGUCAAAGUUACGACCCUCCCUGCAAACUCCAGGUCAUUAUCAUAAGGAUUUUCUCCCGUCUUUCGGCCAUUAGGGAGCUUAAACUAAGACGACGGCGACGUUUACGAGAACCUCAAAAAACCAGUAGGUGUAACCACAACUUUGCACGUGCAUCACGCUUUUUGAUAAUUUUUUUUUUUUGUCGUCACUGAACAACUAAGAGGCGAAAGUGCCCACUUCCACGUUUGUAGGAGGGCGAAACUGCACAACAUAACGACUUUCUUUUCCGUUUCCUGAAUUUCGAUGCGGGCUUUAGGAUGUAACUUAAGAAAAAGUUAAUAACAUUUGACGAAGUGAGCGAGAUGGAAUAAGCGCGAUAAAUCUUGAAGCAGCGCGAAUGAACUUUAAAGUGACGUUUUCGUAGCCAUCGUCGUCCUUGUUGCCUAAGCUCGAAAUUUUUUGAGCGGGCGCAGGAAUUUGACGGGGAGUAAAAUUUCGUCACGUCGUUUACAAAGUUUGAUUAGUCAGUUAGCUUUUCUUCUCGUUCCAAAUAUAGUACUUGAGAACUAUGAAUAUUCACGAGCACAUCAUGUUAGAGUUACAUGUUUUAAGCCCUUAUGAGUUUCUAGUUUCUCUUAGUUACCUAGAGCAGCACAGGAUCCCCAACCUCUGUGAAACGAAACUAAGAACACUACCCCCGACCCCGAGUGGGUGUUUUACUAACUCCCGAGAGAAAGGCCCCUAAUCACCUCUCCCAUAACCAUCCCGUUACAACUAACUGCCCACGGCUCUCCAAGAUGUCGAAAUACUUGUGAAACUGUGCAUGGAAAAUCCCACGCCUCUUCCUUCAUAGAGACGAAACACUACCCUCAAGAGUACAACGAGAAAUAAUUUCAAUGUUUCCCGACAAAGCCAACAAGGGAAAAUCAUUGUAUGUUCUAUUUACCGUAUACUCAGUCUAAAUUAAAAAAGGGCGUCAAUGUUUUGCCAUUUUGCAAUCAUUGAUAUGUACGGUUCAGUUUAUAACAAAGUUCAAAUGCUAGGAUGCUUCUCAAUCUAACCUUGUUUAAUUUUCGAGUCUUCUAAGUUCUGUGGUAGAGAAGAAGGUAAUUAAUUCGCCUCUUUCUAGAAAAAACGCAUAGAAGACGACCCUUACGAGGCAUUGCUUCUGUGGUCCGUACUCAGCAACAUGCAGAAAAUGGCGCUUUUCAUGUGGGAGCGAGGGGAAAAGAAUCUGGCGCGUGCACUCAUAGCAGGAAAGGUGUACAAGCUGAUGGCGAGGUUGACACGCUGCGAUGACGCAAAGGCGGAUGUCACUGACGAGCUCACAGCGAAUUUCGAGUAA